Molecule: messenger RNA, 3102 nt
Organism: Protopterus annectens (West African lungfish)
Lineage: Eukaryota; Metazoa; Chordata; Ceratodontiformes; Protopteridae
Gene: ADK
Product: adenosine kinase
Biological process (GO): purine ribonucleoside salvage
Cellular component (GO): cytosol; nucleus
Molecular function (GO): adenosine kinase activity
Source: RefSeq, a predicted model, not a curated record
UCCCAACGCUGUCACGCUGCUCUUUCUUCUUUUUAUCUAGUCCUGCAGGCACUUACGGUGGUGGGUUUGGGCUUUCGUUUUGCUUUCUGUUCUGAGGGUUUGGGUUUUCUGCAAACUGAGUAAAAUGGCAAGAGACGGACCGCAAGCUAAAAAAGCCAAGCUGGAGAGAGCAACCUCGCAAGAGGAACAGGAGAAAAGUCAAGAUCAGCCAGGUGAAAACAGCCUCUUUGGAAUGGGCAACCCUUUGCUUGACAUAUGUGCAACAGUGGACAAAGACUUUCUGGACAAGUAUGGGUUGAAAGUAAAUGACCAAAUCCUGGCUGAAGAAAAGCAUGUAAAGAUGUUUGAAGAACUUGUCAAAAAAUUUAAAGUGGAAUACCAUGCGGGUGGUUCAACCCAGAACUCUGUUAAAGUAGCCCAGUGGAUGAUUCAGAAACCAUAUAAAGUUGCAACAUUCUUUGGCUGCAUCGGAACAGAUAAGUUUGGUGAGAUUCUGAAGAAGAAGGCCGAAGAAGCCCACGUGGAUGCUCAUUACUAUGAGCAGAGUGAACAGCCGACGGGAACUUGUGCAGCAUGCAUUACUGGAGACAACAGGUCCCUUGUUGCUAACCUUGCUGCUGCAAACUGUUACAAAAAGGAAGAACAUCUAGAUCUUGAGAAAAACUGGAAACUGGUGGAAAGGGCCAACGUUUAUUAUAUAGCGGGCUUCUUCAUAACUGUGUCCCCUGAGUCUAUCCUGAAGGUUGCUAAACACGCUUCAGAAAAGAACAAAGUUUUUGGUUUGAACCUCUCUGCACCAUUCAUUAGCCAGUAUUUUAUGAAGCCAUUGAUGGAAAUUAUGCCUUAUGUAGAUAUUCUCUUUGGAAAUGAGACGGAUGAAGACAUCAAGGAGAUUGCAAAGAAGGUGCAAGCCUUGCCAAAGCAGAAUCAGAAAAGGCAACGAAUUGUAGUCUUCACCCAAGGGAAGGAGGAUACUAUAGUUGCCACAGCUACUGAAGUGAAGGCAUUCCCUGUAAUAGACAUUGACCAGAAUGCAAUAGUCGAUACUAAUGGAGCUGGAGAUGCAUUUGUGGGGGGAUUCCUUUCUCAGCUGGUCUAUGAACGAGACCUAGAUCAAUGUAUUCGAGCAGGCCAUUACUCUGCAAAUGUCAUUAUUCAGCGUUCCGGAUGCACGUUCCCAGAGAAGCCGUCUUUUCACUGAUAACCGAAAACCUGGAAUAUUUCAAAUUCAAGCAACAAUUUUAUUAUUUUUUUUUUUUAGAUGGGAGAAGGUCCCUUACCCAUAUACUGCCCCCCCUUUUUAUUUUAGCCUGCAUAAGGAAUUCUGUACUUGUUACCUUAAUUUUGCAAUAUCUGUAUUGUAUUAUAAAGAUUUGUUGUCAUCUUGAGUUACCUUACAAAUAUGCCACUCUGCUUCUGGUUGGUUUUGUUGACAUUUUGAUCCUGGUCAUUUAAAGAACAUAAAAACAAUAUUCCUAAUUUCUUAGGUAGCCAGGUUAUAGAUUAGGCAAAGUAGUUCACUGUUUUAAAACAUUUGAUCCCCACUGUCUGUCUAUAAAAUAGCUAGUAAAAUCACAGUAUAGAGUUGUUACAUUAAACAACAUAGCAUUGCUUUAAAAAAUGCAAGUUUACUAUAAUUACGUGCAAGGUGAUUAUUAAUGCUGAAAAUCUAGGUCUUCUGACACUGGUCCACAACAAUAAUUUUGAAAGUAUAUGAAAUCAUUAAUUUUAUAUUAGAAAAGAAGGAUCUUAUUCUUGCUGGGGGUGACACAGCUUAGAACCUGAGUAAUCUUGCCACUGCAAACAUUUUCUUUAAAGAAUAACCAUAUACUGGUUUAAGUUGGAUGUGAAGAUCAGCCAAGUACAUUUAUUUAGCUGACAAAUUGUGUUUGAACAGCUGUCACAGUUCAGUGUAGUUGUUAACCAGUUAUCCUGACAGUUUUACUGUGCAGUGGUGAACUUUUUUGUGGCAUUAGAAACUGGUUUCUAUGAAGUGUUGUGUAAUCACUGGACCAGCCUUGCAGAUGAUUUUUUUUAACCAUAUUUGCUGCUGUUACCUGCAGCUCCCCUUUUUCAUUGAUAGCGGUUUCCUUUUAAUGUUUUAAGCAUCACAGAGCAGUACGUUUGAGGCUACUAGCCUGGUCAGUAUGAGCAACAAAAACAAAAGAAGCAGGUUGAACCUCCCUCUCAAAAGUGACUGAUUUUUUUUUUUCCUGUUGUCUUGGUCUGAUGCUCUGUUUAACUGUCAUACAGCUUCACAGGUCAUUGUAGUUAUCCUUUGCAGUAAAUACUGCUGUGAAUCAGAACUCAACUUUUAAAUAUCUUUUCUUAACACACUUAAAAAUGAAAUAUUUGGUUAUUGUAAAUCACUGUUGCACAGAUUGAAGUUCACAGACUCCGAUAUGUUGGAUUAGCCCUGCUUUCGGAAAUGCUGUCAGAAAUAUUAUUUUUGAAGUAUGAGGCUAAAGUAUGUCUUUUAGUAUAAUGUUCAGUAAGAUUUAGAUUAUGAACCAGAACUUUCUAUAUUUAUAUUAACUAAAAUUCGCUGGUCAUGUGACUUCUACAGUUCACUUCUGAACAUCCCUAAUUUGUCUCAUAUGUGUAGCAAUAGUAGAAGCGCUCUCUGUUUUCCAUAGUUAGUGCAGCUUUGAACCUCUGAUCUGCUUUUCAUCGUCAUUAUUGGUUUCAAGUAUAUGGGAACAAGUCAGACGUUUUUCAGGCACUGACAGGUGAUCAUGUUUAUAUAUUGUACACUUCCACAUUCUUCAUUCAUGAACUAUGUGGGGAAACCAUUUAAUGUUUUCUUAUUUAUCAUGUUGGCUUUUGAUUUAAUGUUUUUUCCUUGAAGUAUCUAUCAGCUGAAAAUAAUAUUUGGGUUAACUUAUUCUUAAAGUACAGAGGCAUUUAUUGACAUUUAUGCAGGCUGUCUUAUGUAACAUACCAAAUCAAGUCUGCCAUCUGCCAAACGCACAGUUUUAAAACUCAAAUGGUAUAUAAAUGAUGUACUGUUUUUUUAUUACAGUGAAAAAUCAAUCACUGUAUGAGAGAUGCAUUCAAAAUGUACUUGUCAAUUGAUGACAAAUAAAUACCAUAAUUGUCAUA